Molecule: messenger RNA, 3203 nt
Organism: Dimorphilus gyrociliatus
Lineage: Eukaryota; Metazoa; Annelida; Polychaeta; Dinophilidae
Source: the annotation of a GenBank genome assembly
GCAGUUCCCAUUUGCCGCUGAAGAGUUGUCUUCUCUGUCUCUCUCUCCCUAUUUCUCUACAUUUCUCUCUCAUUCUCUCACUCCACCACUUACUUUUCUCUCACUCUCUUCUGUGCGGCAACGCCACUAGCGUUGGUGACGUCGAAAGGAACGCCCCUAGAUUUCUCUUUUCGGUUGGCGUGUUUUGGGUGAAGAGUCAUGACAUGAGUGGAAAGGAGGAGAAGAACGGCGAGCUGAGGAGCGAAAAAGAAAAUUUGACGGUCGUUUACAAUCCAGAGUCGGCUAGAGGCCAACGAAGGCAAACAUUCAAUAUUUAUCUGCUCCUAAUCUGCAUACUACUCUUAGCUACCUCAAUCGCUUUCGGGAUUAUCGCCUUUUUGCGCCGGACGCCCGCCAGCCGAGAAUGCUUGACGGAAAAUUGUGUGAGGACCGCAACUUUGCUUUUAGACGCCAUGGAUCCAAUGGUUGAUCCUUGUAAGGAUUUUUUCCAGUUCGCCUGCGGUUCAUGGAACCAAAAACACGUGAUUCCUGAUGACAAGUCAACAUUUAACACGUUUGAAAAGCAGUAUGAUGAAUUGCAACUGAAACUCAGACGUCUCUUACAGCAGCCAAUUUGGCCUGUUGACAGUACAGCUGUUGUGAAGGCGAAGACCUUGUACAGAUCCUGCAUUAAUACGACUCGAAUCGAACAAGAAGGCGUUAGAGUACUUGAGAAGUUCUUAAAAUCGAUGGGAGGUUGGCCUGUUGUUGAUCCCAAUUGGCAUGAAGACAAGUGGAAGUUAGAAACGGUGUUAACUAAACUUCGAAAAAGUCAUCGUCAAAAGAUUCUCAUUCGAUCCGAAGUCGGACCAGAUGACAAGAAUUCCUCGAUGUAUAUUUUACAAAUCGACCAGGGCGAUCUUGGUAUGCCUGGGAUAGAGUACUAUUCGGAGAAAAGAAAAGUCUUUGAAGCUUACCACAGAUACAUGAUCGAAAUAGCCAUUCUUAUGGGGGCGACUCCUGAGAAAGCUAGAAGAGAAAUGAAUGAUGUAAUCAAAUUCGAAAAGCGAUUAGCAGAGAUAACCAUACCAAAAGAUGAUCGUAUUGAUACAAGUCAAAUGUACGAUAAGAAAACGGUUGAAGAACUACAAAAAGUCGUACCUCAGUUUAAUUGGUUGGAAUACUUUAAUGGUUUUCUCUUAGUGAAGAUCGAUGAAAGUGAACCAGUGGUCUCAAUGGCAACCAAAUAUUUUGUGAAAUUCGGCGACCUCUUGCAAAAUACCUCAAAGCGAACAAUAGCAAAUUACCUAAUCUGGCGAACAUUGCUGCGUUUUAUACCUGAUUUGCCUAAGAAGUACCAAGAUGCUCGUUUAACUUAUAAACGUUUAGCUAUGGGAAUAAAGAGAGAUGUCGUCCGCUGGCAAAAGUGCGUUGGCUAUAUUAAUGACAAACUCGGCUUAGCCGUCGGUCGAAUGUUUGUUAAAGAAAAUUUCAAAAAAGAAAGUAAAGAGUCGGUAAGUGAAAUGAUCAGUGAUAUUCGAGAGGCUUUUAAUGAAAUUUUAGAAGAAAAUGACUGGAUGGACGAAGAAACGAAGAAGGUAGCUGAGGAAAAAGCAAAUGCUAUGAAAGAGAGAAUAGGCUAUCCCGAUUUUAUUCUGAAUAGUACAAAACUCGAUGAAUUUUAUUCUAGAAUUGUUGUCAGUGAGAACGACUACUUUCAAAACGUGCUUAACGUCGAGGAAUUUAACUCUUACGAAACAUACCGGAAGUUGAGAAAACCCGUCGAUAGUGACUUCUGGGCUCAUAUACCUGCUCAAGUAAAUGCUUAUUAUAACCCGAAUACGAACGAUAUACUCUUCCCAGCAGGAAUACUUCAACCUAUCUUUUACAGUAAAAACUUUCCAAAGUCUCUUAAUUACGGUGGUAUAGGCGUUGUUAUUGGCCAUGAGAUAACUCAUGGAUUCGACGACAAAGGACGUCAAUAUGAUAAAAACGGUAAUCUAAAACAAUGGUGGAAAAAUAGUACUGUAAAAGCGUUUCGGGAUAGGGCUCAGUGUAUGAUCGAUCAAUAUAGCCAAUAUGAGUUAAAACCUUUUAACUUUUCAAUUAAUGGAAAACUCACUCAAGGAGAGAAUAUUGCCGAUAAUGGAGGAUUGAAGGAAUCAUUUCGGGUUAGCAAUACAUUUUAGCUCUAUCCAAAGUGUGUAAUAACAUUAGAUAAAAAACAUUUUACAAGCAAUUCCUGUCCUAUAUUUUAACCCCUUUUAUCUUAAGUGUAUUUACAUAUAAAAAAUUUACGUUUAUACGUAAAAACGGGACAAUUAUUUUAGAGAUUUUGAUGCGUAUAAAAAAGGAAACCAUUAGGAAUAAGGUGGCUAGAUUAUAUAUAUAUAAAAGAGUAUAAUAAUUGUUAAUCUUGCUUUAAAACUUCUUAACAAAUCUCUUAAUUUAAACUAUAUAGUUUUCUUUCUUUUUUUUUUGAAAGAAAACAUACUCUCGCAAUCUAAAUAACCUAAUGGUUUCUUUAUUUUAAAACUUACAAUCAAGUAAUAAAAGUUUGCAAUAUGUUUCUAAGAUGGUCGUGAAACGAUCCUAAAUUGUUUAAAUAUUAUCUGAAUGCGUAUAAGUAAAGUAUUUCUUUGUCUAUUAAAAAAAACACAGGCCUAUAAGAAAUGGGAAAAGAAGCAUGGGCCGGAAGCACUUUUGCCCGGUAUAAAUCUCAGUCAUGACCAGCUCUUCUUUCUCAAUUUCGCUCAAAUCUGGUGCGGAAUAAUGAGACGAGAGGAGGCCUAUCAGAAAACUACAAAUGGCGUACACAGCCCGGGACCAAUAAGGGUUAAAGGUUCAUUAUCAAAUUCGAAAGAAUUUUCGAAGGCUUACAACUGCCCCGUUGGUUCUCCCAUGAAUCCUGUGAAAAAAUGUUCAGUUUGGUGAAAAAAAAGAGAUGUUUUCUUAUUGUAAUAUUUGUUAGUUGAAAACUGCAUAUAUUCUGUCUGCAUUUUCUUCGCUGUAGAUUUUUCUUGUAAAGAAGAAAAGCCAAAUAAUAAGCGUUCUAUUUACAAUAUAUACACAAAUUAAAAACUCUGUAUAAUUAUACACAUUACGUAUUUGCUUGUUUAUUUUUUUCCAACAAUUUUCCCCCUUUUUAUAAGUUUAAAGUGGAACUAAUUUAAAAAUAAAUAUUUUAUGUAAAUACUGAUUCAAAUACAUUAUUUCGGUUUAAA